AUGGGGCAGCUCCAGGGCAAGGCGGCGUACCUGAAGGCCACGACCCCCUUCUUGAACGCCUCGGAGCGGGACGUGAACAAGCUCUGGGAGUGCUUCAACGACGUGGCCGAGGGCUUUGGCCUCAAACAGGACGAGCUGGUGGAGAUCUGCCGCUCCAUGCAGCAGACGCUCGAGAUCCACGCGCGCAGCGAGAUGGACCAACUCAGCGCCGCGCUCUUCACGGCGCUGGACACGGACGAGAACGGACUGGUGGACGCUCUCGAGUUUUUGGGCACGAUGGCCAUGAUGUCCGCCAUGCCAGUCCCACAGAAGCUCACGUUCGUGUACAAUUGCUACGACUUUAACGAGACGGGCCAGUUGUCGCUGGACGAGCUCACGCUGGCCUUCAAAUCCACGUUGACGGGACUGUGCAAGCUAUGUGUAGGCGUGGCGUGUCCGACGGAGCUCGUACUAGAAGACUUGGCGCAGUACGCCUUCCAGAAGGCGCAAAAGCCGGGGGUGGACGAGCUCUUAUCGCUACCAGAAUUCUUGCGCUUUGCGGAGACGACGCCCGAGGUGACCUCGUGGGUUGACUACUUCGACUGCCCUGCUGAGUACGUGGACGAACAGGACGGCGAUGACAGCGACGCAGAGCGUGAGGCAGCGGCAGGGCUUUUGGCGCCUUCAGCACUGGACGAUGAUGCCACUGCUAGAAAGAGAGACGCGAGUCUUCCGCAUGACGCAACAGCUCCGGACUUCACGACGGACAAAAUGCUGACACGGUGUCCUUGGCAGCUCGCAGUGGUUAAUGCGACACCCAGCGCGCCUCCCACGAUUGAUCCGCGACUGCCAGCAGCUAGUCUUGAGCUCGAGUGGGUCUAUGGCUUUAACAGCGACCUGCGCAACAUCGUGCACUACGUCUCUCCUGCCGAGGCAGCUUACCCUGCAGGCAGCGUCGUUGUUGUCUACGAUACCGUGGCACACCGACAACGAUUUGCAUGUCACCACUCGGGCCUUGUUCAAACUCUGGCUGUUCACCCUACGGAUCGCCGCGUGAUUGCAACAGGUGAAGCCGCUCUGCUACCGAAAAUCGUGGUUUGGUCGACGCAGACGCUGAGCGAGAGUGGAGCUGGUGGCGGCGGCGGGGUGCUCAGCGUUAUUCGCGGCUUCCAUCGUCGUGGUGUGUCCCAUUUGGCGUGGAUGCCAAACGGUCGAGCUCUCGUCACCAUCGGCCAAGAUGAAUUCCAUUGCGUCGCUGUUUAUCAGUGGGAGAAGGCCGCAGCUCCAGUUGAUGGAGGAGCAAGUAGCGGCGAGGCCGCAGACUGGAGCAAACCUGCAGAGCUCAUUUUCGCAGGCCGUGGAGGUCGAGAGCCCGUGCACGCGCUGACUGUGCUGAAUGGACCGUCGGGACAAUCUCAAUUCGUGACAGGCGGACGGCGUCAUUUAUACUUCUGGACUCGUGAACGCGAUGCACGGUACGCAACUCCCCAUGCUCUCUUCGCUCGACUACCUGGAGUCUUAGGACGCAAGGCAAAAGUGCAGACUAUCCUGAGCCUAGCAGCUCUACCGGGCGAUGCCCAGGGCAGCGGAGCCAUUGCAGGCACUGCGCGCGGUCAAAUGUUGUUGUUCGAAGGCCGAAACUGUGUACGCGUGCUAUACGCUCAUGCGGCUGCAGCGACAACUCUGUUUGCCUUCAGUGGUGGAGUUCUCAGCGGUGGCAAAGACGGUAAAGUGCGCAUUUGGAGUCGGAGGCUGGAACCUGGCGCUCAAUUCGACUUGGUGGCACUGGGUAGCUCUGCUCCCCGGGUCCGCAGUCUCGUAGCUUCUCCUGAUGGCGGCGCAAAACUGCUAAUCGCUACUGCAGGUGCCGAGAUUUUUGAGAUCGCGUCAAGUGACGGCUCCAAUCUGCACUUUGGUCCUGUAGUCUGCGGACACUCGGCGUUCCAGCUUCACGGGCUCGCUGUGCAUCCACUACGGCGCGAAUGCUGCUCGGUGGGGGACGAUCGCACCGUGCGUGUGUGGGACCUCUCUGCCCACCGCCAACUACGCGUUGCCGCACUUGAUGCUCCCGCUCGAGCCUGUGCGUACUCACCUGAUGGGUCAAGUAUUGCUGUGGGCCAAGGCGUUGAUGAGGAGGAAGACGAGACCCCGACAGUGACAGAUCCAGAUUUAUUGGCGUGGCGUCGGCGACAGCAACCCAAGUUGGUGAAUCCUAACAAACAAGGGGCCUUCGCAGUGCUGACGGAGUCUUCGCUUGCCGUGAAAUUCGAGGCCAAGGACUCAAAGAGACCAAUUCGAACAAUGCGCUUCUCCGGAGACGGGCUCACUCUGGCUGUGGGGCCGAGCGACAACUGCAUCUACUCGUACCACACCGAAGACUGGGCGUCCAAGGGUAAGUGUCGUGCUCGGGAUGCCGGAGUUAUCCUCAACACUUUCGACUUCUCGACGACUGGCGAGUACAUCAUGGCCAACGCCCAGAACCGCGGCGAGAUGGUGUUUUUUGAAAGCUCCUCGGGCGUUGAAAUCACACGCGUAGCCACAUUGAAGGACGUCGAGUGGCUGUCGUGUUCGUGUCCGUACGGAUGGGGUGUUCAAGGAGCUUGGCCGACUCGAAAGAUGCAGGCGUACGAAAUCUCGGCGGUAGAUCGCUCUCCAGGUGCAGAGAACCCGAUGCUCGUCUCGGGUGACACGCUCGGUUCCUUGCGGCUUUUCCGGUAUCCAUGCGUGAACCCCGAGGCGAUGUGUCAAGUUGCACGGGGUGCCGCUAGUACCAUUUCCACCGUGCGCUUUACCGCUGAUGGAAACUACGUUGUGGCUAGUGCACGGGACGAGCGGUGCAUUUUUCAAUGGCGCGUUGAGCGUGAAGAAAUGGAUGUCGAUGGAGGAAUGGCAGGCAAUGGGGACGGUGACGAUGUAGCUGCUACGUCUGAUGAUGAGCGAGAGACUAGUCACGGAGGAGAGCGUUCUCCGUUUGACGAGGCUGUGGGUAUCGGCGAUUUCGCGCUUGAGCUGUUGGCAGAAAGACUGCAGGAUCCGACGAUCAACCAGGAAGAUGAGGAAGUUCCGACCGAAGGAGACCCACCAAAGUCCAGCUCUACACCACCCACUGCUUCAGCCCCUCCUCCAUCUAAGCCGUGGGCCAGUAGUAGCGUUCCGCCUUCGGAGGCUCCAGAUGACGGUGACUUGGAGCUCUCAACUGUGCCUAGUGACAGCCUCGAACUCGAGUGGGUCUACGGAUAUCGCUGUCACGAUGUCCGCAACAACCUUUUCCUGACACGUGCCAAGGGCUUAAUGGUCUACCCUGCAGCAAACGUCGUGGUGAUACUGGACAGCAAGCUCUGGCUGCAGCGCCACUUCAAACAGCACACGGACGAGGUCACGAGCCUAGCAAUUCACUUCGGCCAAAGCGGUAAACCGAGCAACGCUGCGCUGGAGGUUGCAGCAUCAGGACAAAUGGGGCGUCUUCCAGUCAUCCAUGUUUGGCGCAUCGACUCGCUCGAAGUACUGGCAUCUCUACGCGGAUUCCAUCGUCAUGGUAUUGCCGAGCUGCGGUUUAAUUCGGCGGGGAACCUGCUGGCGAGUGUUGGGCUGGAUGAUCGCAAUUCACUGGCGCUUUACGACUGGCGAAGUGGCACACUGUUGGCACAUGCAAGCACGACGUCCGUAGGCCGCAUUCUUGGCGUGAGUUUUCAGCAGGAGGCUGCUACUAAGAGCGCUGCACCAGCAUCUGAUGACUCAAUCGCGCCCGGAGAAGCACCGGUAGUCCCCGUCGUGAUCGUGACUGUGGGCGUCAAGUCGGCCUCUUUUUGGCGUCUCGCAGCAGGCCAGACUCUUGUCAAGAAAGACGCUCUACUCGGACGCAAAGGUCGACAAGGAGGCUCGCCUCCUUCUUUCCUGAGCGUCAUGUGCUGCGGCAAGGACGCCAUUGCAGGUACAGUCAGCGGGGAUUUGUAUCGCUUCAAGGGUACCGAGCUCUCCAGUAUCGUACCAGCUCAUACGCGAGGAGUGGCAGCCUUAUACUGUUCCUCAUCAGCCUCAGGAGGGAUUGCUAGUGGCGGACAAGACGGCCUCGUCAAGCUUUGGAGUGCUGACUUGGAGUGUCUAGCCGAGUUUGGGGAGUUUAACGCGGCGCACCACGCAAUUCGCAGUGUUUUUUGGGACUCAGCACGCGAGAUGCUGCUCGUUGGCACGCGAGGCAGCAGCAUCCACCUCCUUUCGUCGCUUGAUGGUGCGCCGGUGGGUAUGAAAACACCAGACGGCACCCCCGUGACAUCGUUGGAGACCCAUGCACGAGGUGAGCUGCAUGGACUGAGUGUGUGCUACUCCAAGUCGCGAGGCUGCACCACCGGUGACGACGGUGUACUUCGCAUUUGGGACUUGGCUCAUCACAUCGUGGUGAUCACCAGCAAACUCGACACUAGUAGCCGCGCCUGUGCGUACUCCCCGGAUGGGGAUUUCGUUGCUGUGGGCUUGGGGAGCGGAGGAACUGGAAGGCGACACAAGAAAGACGGCAGCAUGCUGGUGUUUGAAGACCGUGGACAGAGCGUGGAGCUCGUGUACGAGACUCGCGAUACAAAGCAGUCGGUGACGGUUCUCCGCUUCUCUCCUGACGGUCAAUCGCUCGUCUGCGGGGCGUUGGAUGGCUCUGUGUAUAUCUACGACGUGCCCAGCAACUACACCAAGCGAGCCGUUUUCUCCAAGCACAAGGCCCCAGUCACGCACCUUGACCUGGCGAGCGACUCGCAAUAUGUUCGCAGUAAUUGUCGAGGCUUUGAGCUGUACUUUGCGGAUGUCACCACCGGCUCGCACGUGGCCAGCGCCACAGCGCUUCGCAACCACAUCUGGGACACCUGCAGCACCAUCUACAACUGGUCCAACCAAGGGGUUUGGCCGGUGGCCCCAACAGGACUUGGUGACGCUGUGAAGCGGGAGAUCACUUGCUGCGCCUGCUCGUUGCCCGGCGCCCCUUACCAAGGAAGCAAUGCCAUUCUCGCAGCGGGGAACUCUCAUGGAGCAAUUAGCAUAUUCAAGUAUCCGAGUUUCGUUCAGGGGGCUGGUGCGAAGACCUACUAUGGACACAGCGGUGCUGUCGCUCAAUUGGGCUUCUCGGGAGCUGGUGGGGCAAUUUGCCUCAGUAUCGGUCGCUCGGACCGCUGCAUGCUUCAGUGGCGACGGCUUUAUGGAGCUGGAGGUAGUGCUGACGUCCCAUCUAAUGGAAAUGCUAGCAUAGUGAAGGAUCCUGAGGACGACGCCGACUUGGAGGCUGAAGGACGUUUCCUGCCCGAGGCGUUCGUCAACGAUGGUGGAGGCGCUCAAAGCGAGGUGAAACCAUUCGUAAGCGCCAUGCUGCCUCCAUCAGGUGACGUGCAGGAGCCCAGUGAAGCGGAUGGAGUCGCUGGUCAACGAUCAUUUGAGCUAGAGCACGUUUUCGGCUUGCGGUCGCACGAUGCCCGCCAGAACGCCGUGUACGCUCGGCCGAAGCGGAUCGUUUAUCCGACGGGGUGUGUCGGUGUGAGUUACGACCGACGUGAGCACCGACAGCAGUUCUACACGGGACAUACGCGACCGAUAUUGUGUGCUGCUGCAUCCCCUUGUGGAGCUUUUGUUGCGUCAGGAGAAAUUUGCGCCCAGAACUUUGCGCAUGAGCGGCCACGCGUCCACGUCUGGGAGCCGGCUACUUGCACGCGGGUGGUGGAGCUCAGCGCCUUUCACAGUAAAGCUGUGACCGCUCUAUCCUUCAGCUCCCCCGAUGGGAAACUCCUCGCUGCUGUGGGUCAGGAUGAAUUCCACUCGUUAGCUGUGUAUCGGUCGGCAUCGGGACGCUGGUUUGACGGCGCGUUGUUUGCGAGCUCCCGCACAACUCGCCACGCCGUGUUCUUUGUCUGCUUCAUCGAGGACCCGCAGAGUGCAGGGGGCUGUCGAUUGGUCUCAGGAGGCGACGACCACGUUUUAUUCUGGAAAAUUGCUCCACCAGCUCUCACCGCUCGGGACGGCAUCUUUGGUGCUCGCGCGCAGCGCCAACCCAUGCUGUGCGGUGCCUCGAUGGGCGACCUCGUGGUGACAGGCUGCACUUCAGGUCAUCUCUACGUCUGGGAGGCUUGUGCUGUGUCAAGGGUGAUUCCAGCGCACACAGGUAGCGUCUACGCCAUCCAUGCGACGCCCUCAGGGUGUGCCACAGGAGGACGCGAUGGUCAUGUCAAGCUCUGGGCUCGCACGACGUUGACGCCUCUGGCCGACUUCGAUGUGUCUGGGCUGAAACCAGCACCACAGGAUGCUGCCGUGCGCUCGCUGUGCUGGGAUGUGGCUGAAGAUCGCUUGCUGCUUGGGACAAAAGGAGCCGAACUGAUCGAGUUGUCUCGCCUCACUGGAGACUCGAUCCUCGUGUCCGAGAGUCAUUAUGACCGCAGUGUUCAGCUACAGGGACUUGCUGUUCACCCACUGCGACCCGAGCUGGUAGUUUCGGCCGGCGGAGACCACACUGUGCGUCUGUGGCAUCUAGAGAAGCGCUGCGUGAUCACGAAGACAGCGUUGGAUGGCGCUCUGCAGAGUGUGGCGUACUCCCCGGACGGCAAAUGGUUGGCCGUGGGCUUUGGAGGAUCCUCAGCGGCCAGCAAAAACAGUCACAAGGACGGCGCGUUUGCCGUGCUCGAUGGACAGACGCUCGAGUUGCUACAUGAAGGUCGAGACAGCAAGCUGAGCGCGUUGGACGUGACUUUCUCGCCGGAUCUGACGUUGCUCGCGCUGGUGUCGGCCGAUCACUGCGUGUACUUCUACUCGACGCUCGACGACUUCUCGCUGCGCUUCAAGUUCUCCAAGCCGAGCGGCCGAGCCACUCGACUCGACUUCGCUGCCGACAGCAGCAUGGCUCGAGUGUCGACUGACGCCUUCGAGCUGCUGUUCGUGAGCACGAUGGACGGCAGCCACAUCACGUCAGCCGCCAGUGCCGCGGACACCACAUGGGCAACACACAAGUGCCUCUUUGCGUGGGCUGCCCAAGGCGUCUGGGACAUCGCGGGGAAGCCUGACGACCACGUCCACGCCCUGGCGAAGGCGAACACACAGGAGAUGCUGGCCGCGGCCACUAACCAAGGAGAGAUUCGCGUCUACAACACGCCAUGUCUUUCGAGACACUCGGAGCAGCACAAACUGCAUGGCCACAGCCUGCACGUGGCCAACGUGGCCUUCACGUGUGACGACUCGCGACUCGUUUCCAUCGGCGGCAAUGACAAGAGUCUGUUCGUGUGGAAAAUUAGCAAGAAGAGGACGUGA
Phytophthora sojae is the source of this 7248-nucleotide messenger RNA. RefSeq lists its product as hypothetical. Gene Ontology annotation, molecular function: microtubule binding; calcium ion binding. Bases 1 to 7248 code for a protein of 2415 amino acids. Lineage: Eukaryota; Oomycota; Peronosporomycetes; Peronosporales; Peronosporaceae. The transcript is spliced from 4 exons. The record is from RefSeq and is a predicted model, not a curated record.